Messenger RNA from Penicillium concentricum, 795 nucleotides. RefSeq names its product protein-L-isoaspartate O-methyltransferase. The record is from RefSeq and is a predicted model, not a curated record. Gene Ontology annotation, biological process: protein modification process. The transcript has a single exon. Gene Ontology annotation, cellular component: cytoplasm. Gene Ontology annotation, molecular function: protein-L-isoaspartate (D-aspartate) O-methyltransferase activity. Bases 1 to 795 code for a protein of 264 amino acids. Lineage: Eukaryota; Fungi; Ascomycota; Eurotiomycetes; Eurotiales; Aspergillaceae.
AUGUUUAGUAUACCAAAACUUAGCAAAGCAACACGGGCUAUGACCAUGGCGUGGUAUUGUUCUGGAUCCACCAACACCGAGUUGAUUGAGAACCUAUUCAAGGCUGGACUGAUUCAGAAUGAGCGUGUGAAAGAUGCCAUGAUUGGAGUGAGCAUAUUAUGCAUAUAUAUUUCCAUCUUUUCUAACAUGCAAAAGGUCGAUCGAGCACAUUAUGCUCCAUCACGACCAUAUUCAGACUCGCCUCAGCCCAUUGGAUAUGGAGCCACCAUAUCAGCACCGCACAUGCAUGGCCAUGCAUGUGAGUAUCUGAUUAAUUAUCUCAACCCAGGUGCUCGGGUGUUGGAUAUUGGAUCUGGUUCAGGAUACUUGACCCAUGUCCUUGCCAAUUUGGUGACCGACUCCAACACCCAGGGACAGGUGAUUGGUAUUGACCAUAUCUCCGAGCUGACAGAAUUGGCUCGCACCAACAUGGACAAGUCCAAGAAAGGUAGUGAAUUCCAGGCAUCCACAACUGUCAAGUUUAUUACCGGUGAUGGACGCCUUGGAUGGAAAGAAGGUGCACCGUACGAUGCCAUCCAUGUUGGCGCCGCGGCCGACCAGCUUCAUCCAACCCUGGUGGACCAACUGCGUGCUCCUGGGAGACUCUUCAUUCCAGUGGAAUCGGAAGAUGAGAGUACCGGUCUCAACGGGGGUCAGUAUAUCUGGGUGGUGGAUAAAGGAGAAGAUGGAUCCAUUCACAAGGAGAAGGUCUUCCAAGUUCGCUACGUGCCCUUGACGGAUGCUCCACGAGGAUGA